Messenger RNA from Parnassius apollo (apollo), 378 nucleotides. Lineage: Eukaryota; Metazoa; Arthropoda; Insecta; Lepidoptera; Papilionidae. The record is from the annotation of a GenBank genome assembly.
AUGAAAAAGAGAAAUAUUGAUGUGGACCAAGAGUAUUUAGAGAUCAAAAAAAGAAAACUUCAAUUAUAUGAGUCCAGGUCAGCAGAUAAAUCUGCAGACGAUCCUGAUCGUAACUUUUUGUUGAGUUUGCUUCUAUACUUAAAAGAAGUGCCACGAAAUAGAAAAAUCUUUGUUCAACGAAAAUUAUUAGACGUGUUCAUGGAAGAAGAAAAUACCCAACUUCAGUAUUCUCAUGUAAGCCGUUACUCCGAAGAAUUAAGUCGCCCCGAUUCUGAAGACUUGUCAUCAAAUAUGUCAUUUACUCCAUGCGUUGUCAAUAUUGAAGAGCCUUUGCCACUGACCACGAAUCAAACGACUUCUUCACAAACAUCAACAUAA